This is a messenger RNA of Prunus avium (sweet cherry), 1696 nucleotides long. RefSeq names its product 4-hydroxybenzoate polyprenyltransferase, mitochondrial-like. NCBI's taxonomy places the organism in Eukaryota, Viridiplantae, Streptophyta, Magnoliopsida, Rosales, Rosaceae. The record is from RefSeq and is a predicted model, not a curated record. Gene Ontology annotation, molecular function: 4-hydroxybenzoate polyprenyltransferase activity. Gene Ontology annotation, cellular component: mitochondrial inner membrane. Gene Ontology annotation, biological process: ubiquinone biosynthetic process.
GGCGGAAAGUGAAUUCCGAAAAUGGCGUCGUUUUGGCUCGUCUCUCGCGCUUCGCGUAGGUUUCUGAAAGCGAAACCUUCACUUUCUCUUUCCCGCACCCUAUUCGCAGUUUCUACUUACCAACCAACCACCGCCACCACCACCACCACCACCUCGAAAAAUUCUAACCCUAACGCUUAUCCCAACGGAACCCAGUUGGGCCCAUUCACUCAGAGGCACAGUUGGACUCUCAGUUGCGUCGAAUUUGAUCUGAGACUCGUAGCCCACAUCUCCAGCUCGUCUUCAUCUACAGGCGCCAAGAAGGACGGAAAUCAGGGCAGCAAUGACGUCAAGGUUGAAGUUGAGGCUUCUUGGAUCGACUUGUAUUUGCCGAGACAAGCUCGCCCUUAUGCGAAGCUCGCUCGCCUCGACAGGCCCAUUGGCACUUGGUUGCUCGCUUGGCCUUGUAUGUGGUCAAUAACAUUGGCUGCAAGCCCAGGACACCUUCCUGAUAUUAAGAUGAUGACACUAUUUGGAUGUGGGGCUCUGCUCUUAAGGGGCGCUGGAUGCACCAUAAACGAUCUCCUUGACCGGGAUAUUGAUACCAUGGUAGAACGUACAAAAUUGCGGCCAGUUGCAAGUGGUCUUUUGACCCCUUUUCAGGGGAUUUGUUUUCUUGGAUUUCAAUUGCUUUUGGGUCUUGGAAUUCUCCUUCAACUGAAUAAUUAUAGCCGCGUUUUGGGGGCUUCAUCAUUGUUGCUAGUUUUCUCCUAUCCUCUCAUGAAGAGGUUGACAUUUUGGCCUCAAGCCUAUCUAGGUUUGACCUUUAAUUGGGGAGCUUUAUUAGGAUGGGCUGCAGUUAAAGGAAGCAUUGAUCCAGCUAUAGUGCUCCCAUUGUACCUUUCUGGAGUUUGCUGGACACUUGUGUAUGAUACGAUAUACGCACAUCAGGAUAAGGAAGAUGAUCUGAAAGUAGGUGUUAAGUCUACUGCAUUGAGAUUUGGUGAUUCAACUAAGGAGUGGAUUACUGGGUUUGGAAUUAUGUGCAUCAGCAGUCUUGCCCUCAGUGGAUAUAAUGCUGAAAUUGGGUGGCCAUACUAUGCAUUUUUGGCAGCUGCAUCUGGACAAUUAGCUUGGCAGAUAUGGACUGCCGACCUUUCAUCCCGGGUUGAUUGCAACAGAAAAUUUGUGUCGAACAAGUGGUUUGGUGCUAUUAUUUUCAGUGGAAUCCUGUUUGGAAAACUUUCAUCAUAGGGGUAAGGUUACUUUUGGAGUAGUUACUUCCAACCUUGGGGUACUCCUAUCAUGGGCUAUGUCUUGAAUCAAGUUUAUAUGAUUUAUGGGAUAAGAAGGUAGAGAGGAGCGCGAGCGAGAGAAAGCAAAUUCUAAAAGAAGAGAAUGAGAUGGCCAUGCCAUUUAGCUUUUGUCAAGGUCGUGACACUGUCUCCAUCUCUGUGUCUAUUUGUUUUGGCUCUUCCCAGUUCACAGAGUGGAAUUUGGAUCCAACUUUUGGCAACGACCUUCGUCUUUAUGCGGUUCACAGAAUAGUCAGUAAUUCUACUUCAGCGGAGAAGAACGACGCAGUAGUUUUUUUUUCUUGAUCUGGGUAAUUUUGUUUUCCUUAAUUGAUCAGUAACUUCAUUUAUUGUUUUACUUGUAAGUAUGAAAUUAUUGUUAAUGAGUAUUGCAGUUCUUGGUAAGUAUGAAAUUUGAUUUA